Molecule: messenger RNA, 2614 nt
Organism: Prosopis cineraria
Lineage: Eukaryota; Viridiplantae; Streptophyta; Magnoliopsida; Fabales; Fabaceae
Product: pentatricopeptide repeat-containing protein At1g53600, mitochondrial
Exons: 1
Coding region: 16-2043 (675 amino acids)
Biological process (GO): RNA modification
Molecular function (GO): RNA binding; protein binding
Source: RefSeq, a predicted model, not a curated record
GCCUCAAACCCAGACAUGCUGGUGAAGCUUCUUUUCGAGCGAUUCUCUCAACUAAAGCAUUCAAUUCCUAUGAUUUAUUUCCCUCAGAUCUUCCAAUCUGUUCAUACCUCUGCGAAAAAGGUUAAAGGUAGCAAAUUGAUUGCAUACUGGAAUUCCCAGAUCACCAAAAAUAGUAGAAACGGUAAUAUCAAGGAGGCAGAGUCAAUAUUUUCAAGGAUGCCCAGGAAGAGCACUAUCUCUUGGACUGCUAUGCUCACUGCUUACGCUGAAAAUGGCCAAAUUGCAGCUGCCCGCAGAACGUUUGAAGAAAUGCCCGAACGAACCACUGCAUCCUACAAUGCUAUGAUAUCUGCUUAUAUACGUAAUGGAUGUAACAUUGAUGAAGCUUAUAGGUUGUUCUCUAUGAUGCAUGAACGCAAUGCUAUCUCGUAUGCUGCUAUGAUUACUGGUUUUGUUCGUGCAGGAAUGCUUCCCGAAGCUGAAAAAUUGUACUUUGAGGCCCCGUUAGAAUUGCGGGAUCCAGCUUGUUCAAAUGCACUUAUUGUUGGGCUUUUGAAGACAGAUAGAAUAAAUGUGGCGUUACGGGUUUUUGAGGGCAUGACAGAGAGAGACGUGUUUUCUUGGACUUCUAUGAUGGAUGGUUUGUGCAGGGAUGGAAGGAUUGCUGACGCUAGAAACUUGUUUGAUAGAAUGCCUGAGAGAAAUGUGGUUUCUUGGAGUGCAAUGAUAGAUGGGUAUAUAAAAAAGGGAUGCUUUAUAGAUGGGUUUGAUUUGUUUUUAAAUAUGAGGAGGGAAAAUCGGGUGGAAGUUAAUUCCACAACCAUGACUAUAAUGUUGAAAGCUUGUGGUACCUGUGGUAGGAUUCGAGAGGGAAUGCAAAUACAUGGGUUGGUUUCGCAUAUGGGAUUUGAGCUUGAUGAUGUUCUGGGUAAUACCAUAGUAACUAUGUAUUGCAAUUUGGGUUGUAUGAACAUGGCAAACAGAAUAUUCAGCUCCAUAAGCAAAAAGGACUUAGUUUCUUGGAAUUCCUUAAUCUCUGGUUAUGUUCACAAUAAUGAAGCAGAAGCGGCUUACAGGCUUUUCUUGAAUAUGCCAUUUAAAGACUUGAUUUCUUGGACAGCCAUGAUCACUGGAUUCUGUAAUAAUGGAAGAGUUAAAAAGGCCAUUGAGCUAUUUGAAAUGUCACCAGAGAAAGAUGAUAUUGUCUGGACAGCCAUUAUUUCUGGAUUUGUGAAGAAUGCACAAUAUGAGGAAGCUUUGCAUUGGUAUGUUCAGAUGCUUCGAGAAGGGUACAGACCUAAUCCUUUAACACUGAGCAGUGUUCUAGCAGCUUCAGCUGCUGUGGUGAUACUUAAUCAAGGGCUGCAAAUUCACACUAAUGUUUUGAAGAUGAACCUAGAACAUGAUUUAUCUGUACAAAAUUCUCUUGUAUCAAUGUAUUCCAAAUGUGGGAAUGUCAGUGCUGCCCACAGGAUCUUCAUAGAAAUCAUUGAACCAAACAUCGUUUCUUUCAACUCAAUCAUUAAUGGAUUUGCCCAAAAUGGCUUUGGUGAAAAAGCCAUUAAAAUCUACAAGAAAAUGCAAUGUGAAGGCCCCAAACCCAAUCAUGUUACUUUUCUUGCUGUUCUCUCAGCCUGCACUCAUGCAGGACUGGUACAAGAAGGAUGGAACUACUUCAACUCCAUGAAAUCUGAAUAUGGAAUUGAGCCAGGACCUGAUCACUAUGCGUGCAUGGUGGAUCUCCUCAGCCGUGCAGGAUUGCUAGAUGAAGCAGUUGAUCUGAUAAGGUCAAUGCCAGUGAAACCUCAUUCUGGAGUUUGGGGCGCUGUUCUUGGGGCAAGCAAGACCCAUUCGCGUCUUGACAUUGCUAAGCUGGCAGCACAAUCUAUUAUUGAAAUGGAACCUUCUAAUGCAAAUCCUUUUGUAGUGAUGUCCAACUUGUAUUCUCUUUCUGGGAAAGGGGUUGAGGGGAACCAAGUCAGAGUCACCAAGAACUUAAAAGGUAUUAAGAAAAGCCCAGGUUGUAGUUGGAUUACUGCAUAAGAAAAGAUGGAAGAAUCACACUGAAGUCCCUGAGAAGAAAUGUAAAUAUAAUAAGGUCCCAUAAAAUGUAUAAAUAUCUCUCAAAUCUCAAAUCCCUUAUGUGUUGGAUGGAUGGCCAUGCCCUGACUUCUUUUGGUGAUGUUUUCCUGAUGGCAAAGGGGUGGAUUCUUUAUUUUAUCAACUAACCAUGUUGGAGUAUAAAAAUAAUUUUAUUGGCAUGUGAUGCACAUUGCUUUAGCUAAGUUAUAUGCACAGUUAACAUGGCAUUUGCACAUGACAUGUUUGGGUGUUUGAUCCAAUAACAAGUGACGUUAGGUGCACUGGAGAUAAGAGUGUUAUCAAGGAAGGGCUUCCUUAGUGGACAUUCCUCAUGUAAGCACUCUGGUGAGCCUAUCUGCAAUUUGGCCAAGUUUGGUUUUCCUGUUACAUUGUUUGAAACCUCAGAUCUUCAUUUUCUUUAUGGAUCCUGUUGCCUCCUAGUUUUCCCCAGUUUUCUGUACUGGUAUUUAUGUAUUUUGCAAUUGUAUGCUUAAAUUUCUUAGUGUCUCAAUAAUAUUAUCAAGUUCUUCAA